CGACAAGUUCUUGCCACCUACAAAACUCGAUUCGCUCACAAUGACGGACUUUCUCUCCGCCCUGCCAGCGCCACUACCGCUGUAUGUUCUUCUGGAAUUGCCAGACCUCAAGGCUUUGUAUGCUGCCGUCCUGGCGUCGCCCCGUCUUCAAUCUCAACGCGCAACUGAUCUUCAGGACGAUAAUCUUCCGGAGUCUGCCAGAUGAACUUGCCUCUCCAGUGCUAAUUUACAUGUCAUUGCGGGAGCGGCUUGCGACACGAAACCACUCCGAUAAUCUCACGCCGGAGAUACUUCAGGCGAUGAUCGAUGACUUUGUAGUUGCCGGGAAGACGACACCAUGGCCCAACGUGUCUACUUGGACAAUCUUCCAUACAAUCGCGCAGGCAGUUCGGAUUCACGAUAUUGCAUUCUCAAUUCUUCGCUCCAAGCUCGACUAUUUCAGUACAUUGCAAUUCGAAAAGCUGGCCGAUCCUCCUCGAUAUCGUUGUUACACGCCUUACGAUACGACUCUCCAAAAUCCAGAGAGAGUCCCUUAUGAUGUACAUAUACCUCUGAGCAAUCCAAGCUGGACCGAGGAGACUCGUGCUAUACGUGUGCUGUGGUUGAUGGCUGCUGGGUGGCAAGCGUCUCUUCGUUCGUCGUGUUGUGACACUGAUACUGUGUCGGGCCUGAUCUGGUCUCAGAAACUGAUUCUCGGCCUGGAGCAUCCAUCUCAACUAGAUUCGGCCGUUGAAUUAUCGUACAGUAUACGUCUAGGCCCUGUAUUGCGGCCACCUGAGGAGUCACAAAAGGUUGUGGCCCACACCUUCGACCUCCUACAACCAUACCGAAUCGAUUGUCAUCUGCAUGGCCCGAACGUCCGAAAGUCCGAGUCUCUUUCUCUGCCAAUAUCUCCACAGUUCUCUUGGACUCCGACAAUUGCGCCCUUUGACAGAUCCGGCCACCGCAAGAGACUGUCGACUUUCGAGAUGCUAAGACUGAACUCUUCCCUUGCCCGCAUUCGGAUCAAGACCGAUAGAAGGCCCGAUGGUCGUCUGUUUGGCACGAACGCACGGAUAUUCGAGAACUUUGGAUUUGGCUUCUGGUAUGAGGAGCGCCUCAUCGACGAGUUGUGGUUGAACUGCCGCGGUUAUCGUGUGGGGGACCCGCAACCGAAGAUAGACUGGAACAAUUUACCUCACAACUACUGUACUGCGAGUGACGAGCACUUCCGGCCUCUCAAACUCUACCAACAACAAGUGGAGCGGGAGCAGCAGGGGUGGCAUCGUUGAAGUGAGCCGACAACCAGAGACAUGUGUACAUACGACGUGAUGAUCACUUCUACUACUAACAACAAGAGCCAUCGAACAUCUCAAAAGCAAGGGGACAGAACUCGGAA
Aureobasidium subglaciale EXF-2481 is the source of this 1378-nucleotide messenger RNA. RefSeq lists its product as uncharacterized. The transcript has a single exon. The coding region runs from base 84 to 1271 and encodes 395 amino acids. The record is from RefSeq and is a predicted model, not a curated record. Lineage: Eukaryota; Fungi; Ascomycota; Dothideomycetes; Dothideales; Saccotheciaceae.